UACCCUUUGACCCUCUACUAGAUUGCGAGAAUGGAGGGAAAUGGCGACGUUUCGGUGUUCGUCAGCCGAUGUCUGAGCUAUUCGGUCAUCUUUCUGAGUGUCUUCAUGAAGGUACCGCAGAUCCUGGCGCUCUACUCGUCGAGGAGCAGCCGAGGAUUAGCGCACGCGGCUACUGGCUGGAGAUCAUAUGUUGUGAAAUAGGAGUGGCACACGGCUAUUUCUACGACAUCCACGUGACGACAUACGGAGAGGCCAUUCUCCUGGCUCUCCAGAGUUACGUGAUAGUCUACCUGAGCGUCAAAUACAGCGGUGAUUGGAGCCUCGAGAUGGGCCGUGGUUUGUGCCAACGGCGCCUCAUCGCUAGCCAUAGUUACAAGUCAAUCCUGCUACAUCAUCUCUAACAUAUUGCUGGCGGCCACAGUACCGCUCUGAUAGCCAGUAGUAGAGGUACGCAGAUCGAUCUACAGUCUCUAUCGCCUCAGUCGGUCGGAGAUUCAGCAUCUCUAUGUUUGUCCUUUCUUCGUACGCCUCUGUGCCCGUCUAUUUACAAUCGCCGUGGAAGUUAAAGACCUCCAAAUCUUCUUCAUGUUCGUCUGUCGUUGUUCCUCAAUCUGACCUCGUGUACAAUGUUUCUACUAUGGCCGGUGGUCAGCCACAGUCACCAGCAGAAGAAGAAGACGAACUAAAAGCUCACCACACUCUCCUGUUAUGAUUUCAUUACAUCAUCCUCUGCCUAUGGCUAGCUAGCUAUAUGGCAACCACAUGUAGUAUUAUUCAUUACAUCAUCCUCAUUGUGCAAAUAUUAACUAAUUAUCAAAUGGCGUUGGUAUCUUCAGUUUAUAACAGUCUUUUCUCUCUCGUCAAUGGAGGCGAGAACUCAAGCGCACAACUGUGCUGUAACAGCAAGCCUCUCUCCCUCCUCUCGCACCGCGGGGCCAUCUGGCAAAACACCAAAGUCGGCGUCUGCUAGUUGUGAGCUGGCGGGAUUGGUGAGGAUGUUGUCGUGGGCGCCAUGGAUACCAGCGUCCAGAGUACGACAGCCAC
This is a messenger RNA of Geodia barretti, 1044 nucleotides long. Lineage: Eukaryota; Metazoa; Porifera; Demospongiae; Tetractinellida; Geodiidae. The record is from the annotation of a GenBank genome assembly.